Molecule: messenger RNA, 1516 nt
Organism: Penaeus chinensis
Lineage: Eukaryota; Metazoa; Arthropoda; Malacostraca; Decapoda; Penaeidae
Exons: 3
Coding region: 77-442 (121 amino acids)
Source: RefSeq, a predicted model, not a curated record
GUCACACAGCAGACACUCACCUCCCCCUUCGCUCUUUACGCUUGCAAGCACAGCCCACUCAAACACCAAGUUCAAGAUGGCCUUCAAGGGAGUAUUCUACACCGUCUUCUUCGCCCUCGUCGCCUCCUCUCUGGCUGCCGAGAAGAAGGAAAAGGAGAAUGAAGACGGCCGAUUCUUCCUCACCGGUACUGGCAACAAUGACAACACCUCCAUCACCGUCAGCAGCGAUGUCAUUUACCUGUUGGCAAUCCUGGCUUUCGGUCUGAUCGCCGCUGCCAUCGUCGCUGCCAUCAUCGGCGUAGGUGCAGGUACUGGCGCUAGUGACUAUAGCUACGCAGCUCCCACCUCCUACGCCGCCUACUCCGCCCCCGCCCCUACCUACGAGGAGAGUUCCUACGCUGUCCAUCGCUCCUUGGAGGAUGCUGCCAAUAAGUUCGAGUAGAUGGUCGACUCGUCCGAUUAGGAAUAUUUACUUUGGUCCCCCCCUCUAAUGGCUGAUGCUCCGUUUUCUUUAAGGGAUUUUCCCUUGUAAAGUUAUUUAUUUAUUUUUUUCCCCUGGAUCUUUUUCCUGUCGAUACCAUCAAAAGGCCGGUCAUGUUGGUCUAUUGACUGACAUACGAUUACUUUAGACUCGAGACAAAGACGCUUGGCCUCUGAAUUGAUUAAAAAAAGGGAAAUGGAGACUUACUUGUUGGUAAGAUCGCGUAACUUCGACUUACGGAAGACUUUGACAACACGCGUGACAUCAGAGCUCAAUCUCUGACAACAUUCGUGACAUCAGACUCAGUUUUGACCCUGAUGUCCAUUUUGCACUGCCCACUCUGACGUACCUGACUAAAAAGAUAAUAUUAGAAGGGCCUUGCCACUCCCCCCCCCCCCCCAACUUAGUUCUUCCCACGACUGACUAAUAGACAAAAAAACGAGACAUUGUCGAACAUUUGUAUAAAGAAAAUUUAUAAAGUUAAAAAAAAAUAUUUAUACAAUUAAUAUACUGACUCUACUGAACACAUUAGCAUGACUUCCCCGAUGGUUUUUCGCAACUUUCAAAAAAUGGCCCAAAACACAUAUUUAUAACUUAUUCAGUCCCCGUGUGUCCAACCCCUCCUCCCCCUCCCUGGUACACCCCUGGAGGGUUUCAUCGUCCGCUCAGGAGGGAAUAGAGGCUUCAUUACUUCCUUCUGUGCCAUAGUGGUCCAAGUUGACCCGUCCUUUUUUUUUGUUUUGCUCAGUGAACUCGCGGUUUUUUUAAAAUCUUCACAGUGUCUUGCGAUCUUCCGUGACUUGAAGAUAAUGGCAUCACACUUUUAAACCAAAAGAUAUAUGGAUUUUAUUCCCGAGUUCGUCUCCGCUGCUGGUUGGCGGAGAUUCUUGAGUUCUUCAUUGUCACUUGCACGUUUUCUUACCCAGGCAGUUUUGCGCCAGUAUCACGUAUUUAAACCCAAUUGUUUUGUUGUUAUUUAUUUGAAUUAUUGUUAUAUAUAUAUGAAUGAUUGUAAAUAAAAUGUCUAACAGGCAA